AUGAAUUUUAAUUUUAAUGAUGCUCCAAGUGAGUUUGAUAUGCAGUUUUUAGAUGCAUCUGAAGUUUUAGAGGUAGACUUAACUAAAAAUAAAGAUAAUAUUACGGAACUUUCAAAUUCAAAAAGAUUGGAAUUUAAACUAACUAAAAAGAAAAGGCUAAAACAAAAAGUAAGAGUUAAUGGUAGGAAUAAGCUAAAAUCUAAGGUAAUAUCUGUAAAUAAUGAUGCCAUAUUAUCGUCUGAUUCUGAUGGAUUUAUAGUACCAGAUGAUGCUCCUAUACCACCAGAUUGGGAAUAUAAUUUUGCUCUUCCUAUUACAAAACAUGAUACAGCUUUUUAUAGAAAAGUAGACAAUUUGAUUGAUAUGAAUUCAAGUGAUAAUAAUAUAAGAAAUAAAAAUGUAUAUUUAUAUAGUUCUGAAGAAGAAAUUGAUGAUUCUGAAGGGAUAAAGAAUAUAUUGCGAAGAGAAAGAAGGAAGAAAAAAAGGAGAAAUUGUAAUUUAAAACUUGAAUAUUCAGAUGGUAAUGGUCUAUCUUCAUUAUUAAAUUUAUAUGAAAGGAAUAUAAAUAAAGAAAAUUUUGAGAAUGAAAAUGAAAAUACACCUUUUGAAAUAGUUCACAAUUUAGUAGCAGGAGAUGAUACACCUAUUUUUUGUAAUGAUUCUGAUGAAAAUAGCAAUUCAGAUGAUAAUUAUUUGUUACCUCCAGAAUAUUUAGAGUUUAACUCUAAAAAUAGUAGAAUUUUUGAAAAUAUGGACAAUCAAGUGGGGACAAAUCAAUUAGCUGACAAUGAUUUAGAAGAUGAUUCAAUUAAUAAUUUAGAUAAUGAACUGGAUUUAGUUUUGAGCAGAAAUUUGUCUACUUUAGAUGACUGGCUUUUAUGGGAUAAUUUAGUUGCAAAUUAUAUUGAUAAUUUAAUAAAAUGUAUGGAUAUUUAUGAUAUUAUUAAUUUAAAAUGUUUAAAUAUAAAUAUCCAUACAGAAUCUAAAGAAUUAUAUUCAAUUAGAUCUUGGGAUUUAUUAAUUGAAGCUUUAGAAAUGAAUUUAUUUUUAGUAUUGAAUAAAGAAAAUUCUAAUGAUACAUAUGAAAAGGAAGACGAAUUUCAAGAUGAUUCAUUAUUUUCAAGAAUUUUUUAUUAUAUGAAAUGUUUAUUUGAAAAUUUAUCAACAGAUUAUCAAGUUGAAGUAAAGAAUAAUAAUUUAGCAGAAUUACAACGAAAUCAUAUUAAAGUAUUAAGUAUAUCUAAGGAAAUUUUCGAUAGUUUAAAGCACAACUCAAUAAAUAAUGAGAAGAAACUAUGCCUAUUAAUUCUAAUUAUUCGUAUAAUAAUCAGGAUAGAAAGAAAUAUAUUAAAUUUAUUGAGUAAGUCUAUUAACUUUGACAAUAUAAAGUCAAAUAAUAGUAAUGGUACAAACAUAAAAUUUUCAAAACCAUUACGUCAGCUUAUAAAAGAUAUAUUUUAUUACUUUAUUGAUGGGUUUAUAUCUGAUAAGAUUGAAAAGUCAGAUGUUUUUUAUUUUAAAUUCCAAGUAAUUAUUUUUUUAAAUAUUUUAAUAUAUAAGACAAAUAUCAGCAAUUGGAUAUUAGAUAUUCAAAAUAAUUUGCAAUUUUUUGAAAAAAUUAUGUUAAUUUUCAGAAUAUUUCUCCAUCAGUAUUUUGAUUUGGAAAUUUCAAGUUUAGAGAGUAUAAGUGACAUUUUACCUUUAAAGUUUAUAAGUAUUUCAUUAGAGAAAGAAAUUAAAAGUAGUGUUACAAUUAGAAAGAUGAUGAUAUUUGGUAAUAUUCUUCGAUAUACAUCUUUAUAUAUAGGUCAAAGUUCCGAAUUAUCUCUUUGGUUAAAUUGGAUAGAUAAUUCUGGGUUAAUUUCGUACUUAGCUCCUAAAAAUUUUGAUUAUUCAAACAGUAUUUUAUGGUGUAUUCAGAUUUGGUUAUUUCGUGAUCAACUUUAUCAUCAAUCAAUGUUGGAAAUAAUUUAUUUCAAUUUUUACUUAGAUGAUUGCUUCACAAAAUUGAUAUCUACUAAAGAAAGUGGUAUUUCAGUUUUAUCUACUAUUUCUAAUUUUUUGGAUAUUGAUGUUGAAUUAAAAAAUUCAUACAUAAAAUUUGAUCAAUUAUUAUUAAAAAAAGACAAAUUGAAAUUUUCUCCAUUAUUAGCUAUUAUAAGCGAACUUUAUCUUCAUAUGUACUCAAUAUUACUAUUUAGCACUUUAAAAGGUAUUGGUGAUAAUAGGGAUAAUUUGAACAACCAACAACAGCUGCAGAAAAAUUGGACACUAUUACAAACUUUUUCUCAGAGAUAUUUAUUGAGAAAAUUUGGAGAAAAUAAUGAUUUAUCUAUAUAUCUUACCAUGUUUAUGACACGAUUUUUACUAACAACUAUAUUAGAAAAUAUAUUAUAUCAUAUUUCUGAAAAUACAAUGACAAUAAACCAGAAACAUUGUAAUUCCACUAUAAUUACAUUUUAUUUAAAAGAAAUGGCAAAUCUUUCGGAAAUUUACACAGAAAAUUCAGACAGUAUAGUUAAUAUGUUAAUAUCUGAAGCAGCAGUAUCACAGAAUGAAGAGGAUACUGCAAGAUUUCAUGAAGGGACAGUUUUUGUUAGGCAACUUAAUAUAUUGAAACAAAUAAGAUAUUUGAAAUUUUAUACUAAACCCUUUUUAUAUGAAUCAGGAGGAACCUAUGAUUUAGCAAGAAAUAUUGCUAAUAUUAUAAUUGAAACAUUGGAUGACUUAAUACAUAAUUUUUAUCAAAUAUGUGAUAUGAUAAAUCUACAAUAUUUAGGUGAUUGCAACAAAGCUAUUAAUGAACAAAUUACAAUUAAUAUCCGAAUAUAUACAUUAAAAAUGUUUUUAUUAAAGAAUACAUUAUUUUCCAACCUUAAAAAUAUAUCUAAAAUUUUGCAAAAUCUCUUUGAAUAUUCAACAAGUUUAGAAAAUUUCACUUUAUCAAGAACUGAAGAAAAUUGUAUUAUAUGCUCUAAAAGUACAGAUUUUAAACAUAACUUGAAAAUAUCUCCAAAUAGUAAAUCAAUUAGUUUAUCUUUUAUCUCAAAAGUGACUGAAUUUAUAAACAAAGUCAUAUUAAAAUUUAUCAAAUCUCUAUAUUUAAUUACUAGUACUAGUCUAAAUAUUUAUUCCAAAAUAUCAAAGACAAAUAAUACUGAAUCAAGAAGUUCUUGUAAACACAAAAAGUGUAUCAGUUAUUUUAACAAAAACUUCCAGCUUUUGGACUUAGAAGAAUCAGAAGAUGGAUUUACUGGCAUUUUGGUGAGUAUAAAUUCAACAUUUGUAGCAUUAAUACUUACUUUAUGUGCAAACUCAGAUGAAAAAGCAAAAUUUAUUUAUAAUAUGUCAUAUUUAUCAGUAUAUUUAUGUGAAAUUAAUUACAUUUCCCAGAAAAUUGAACAAGUAAAGCAUGAUCAUAGUAAAAUAUCAGUCAAUAUUUAUUUAAUACUUCUUUCAUCAUUAGAACAUUUAACUUCAAAACUAAAUAUUAAAGAAGAUAAAGUAACUUUGAAACAAAUUUCAUUACUCUUAUUACUUAAAUUUCUAUAUAUACUUGGAGCCAUUGAUGUUAUAAAAUUAAAUCCUUAUAAAUUAUAUAGUUUCAUCAGAUCAAUAUCUGUCAAAUUGGGUAUUUAUGAAGAAAACAUGUAUUCACAUUAUGAAAAUAAUAUAAAUCCUACUAUUUUAUUUGAAAAAUUAAAAAUUGAUUUCGUUAAAAUGGUACUAAAGUAUUAUAGUUCAAUACUUUCAUGUGACACAUUGUCACUAAGUAAUUCUUGCUGGAAUGAAAGUCUUACAAAAGCCUUAAGAAGUUCAAUUAAUUACUUCUCUAAUAAAUAUAGUGAUUUGUAUGCAUCAAACUGGUGUAAAAUAUUUUUUCAUUAUCUACUAUUUAUAGGUAUACCUAUUUCAUUUAAUGAAUAUUCUUGGUUUAAGGAUGUAACACUGGGACCAAACAAAGAGCAUUUCCGAUUCUUCAUGUGUAACUGUAAAGAGGGACUCAUUUCAGGUAUUAUAACUUCUGGAAUAGAUAGGUCUACUGAUGGUUCACUUUCUAUUAAAUGGAAAUACUCAGUAAAUUCUGUUAAAGGAUAUAUUGCACUUUUGCAACGCAAGUAUAAUUCAGAUACAUCUGAAUAUUACUCUAAAUCAUUAAAUAAAGUUAUCAAUAUUUCACACCCUACAAAUUGGAUAUUAAGUUCACUUAUAGAACAUAUAUAUAUUCCACUGUACUUAUGCUUGGGCUUUGGAAAAUUUCGUUUCGAUCUCUGGGGCUCCUUAUUAAGUAUCCCAAUUUCUCAGCUAUUAAUUGAAAGGACAAAGAUUAAAGAUGAUAUUAAUACUCAGUUGCUACUUAAUAUCCCAUUUAUUUGCCUUAAAGGUUUGCUCAAUAUUAUAGAGAAUAAUAUAAAUAUCAGUUUUCAAUACCCAGAAAUAUGGAUAAUUCUCGCAUUCAAUUUCCUAAUUGAUAUGAAUAGACUUUUUUACUUGUCAUAUUUUCAAGCUAUUUUCCAAUCAUAUAUUCAAGAUUAUGAUCAAACUUAUUUAAUACUAAUAUUAAGGUUAAAUAUAUCAAUAAUUCUACUCUCUACAAAAUUUUUCAAAUUAUUAGACAAAGAUGAUGAUAUCAGUAAAAUAUUGUAUAAUAGCAUUCGUUCUAUUUACGAUAUAUUUACUGAGUUUACGCAUUAUCUAUUAAGAAUAUUCAUUGAUGUACUUCUAGAUAAUAAAAAAGAAUAUUAUUUUGUCUUUGAGUUAAAAGAUACAAGUGUUGAUUGGAUAAACAUUGUUGGUAAUAUUCAAGAGCAAAAUAUAUCGUUUAAUUUAAAUACCAGUCUUGAUCUAGUUGGAAAUGACUAUAUUACAAAUUUUAUUGAUCAAUCACACACAUUAACAUCUAUUUUAAGUCAAUGUAAGAUUAUUUUAGCCAUAGAAAAAGAUACACUUUCUAAUGACAUUGCCGAACUAUAUCCAUGCCUAGAAGAAUCAAUAGAAACACAUAUCUUUGACUAUUUCUUCUGUUUGAAUAUGUUAAUAUCUCCAAAGGACAAUUUCUUAAAUACUUUAGGAAUAGAAUACGAACAAGCUCAGUUGGAUUAUAUAAACAAUGAGUAUUUAGAGUAUCAAAAUAAAUGGCAUAAAACAGCGGUAGCUAGGAAAUAUGUAUCAUAUAUGAGACAAAUUAUCCGCUAUUAUUAUAUUUUCUUAAUAACAAUUUUAUGCAUUCUAAACAAAAUAGCAGUACCUGGUAAGAUACACACAAAAGAGCGGGAGAGAAUGGUGGCAGCAGCAAUCCGUAGUAUAUACUUAGAAAUGUGCGAUACUGACACUAGUAAAAUCUUUUAA
Cryptosporidium muris RN66 is the source of this 5349-nucleotide messenger RNA. RefSeq lists its product as uncharacterized. The transcript is spliced from 2 exons. NCBI's taxonomy places the organism in Eukaryota, Apicomplexa, Conoidasida, Eucoccidiorida, Cryptosporidiidae. The coding region runs from base 1 to 5349 and encodes 1782 amino acids. The record is from RefSeq and is a predicted model, not a curated record.